AUGUGGUCGUCGUGGGUCACGUUGGUUGAACGCUACUCCAGAAGCAGGGGGCGGGGGGUAGCGGCUGUCCGCUCGAGUGACCCCUGUUUGAUGGCUGUUCAAGCCGGCAAGCAUGAUAGGGGCCAAUCGAUGGAUGAAAACUCCCAGACCAGAUCCAGCGAAGAAGGUUCCUUUCGACCAUCAGAAGAGCUUCCUAAUUUCUGCGGCGGCGCCAUCAUCAGCGCCCACUGGGAUCGCGACUUGCUCCCCCCCGGAUGUCCAGUGAUGCGCUCUGGCACAUGGCGAUCCCUUCCAAGCCGUUUCCACGAAGACUUUGAACAAGUUUACCCUUUAGGUACAGGCAGCUUUGGAAAGGUGGUGCAAGCCUUGCAUCGCUUGGAUCGUCACUCUUAUGCCGUCAAAAUCCUCGAUCUACUCGGCUGCCCCGAGGCCGAGGACUUUGACGAUGACAUCUCCUUUGCCGACGAGAGCGCGCCCAGCGCGCCAGUUAAGCGCCAUGUCAUGCGCGAGGUAGCCCUUCUCUCCAGCCUCAACCACGGCAACAUUGUCAGGUACUACCAAGCCUGGGUGGAGGACGUGGAAAUCAAACAUAGCUCUCGACAAGAGCGUCGCGUUUCGAUCCGCACCAUCGACGAUGAUGUCCUCAGCUCCUGGAUGGAGCCGUCUGGGGCCAAGCCCCUGAUGGAGCAGUGCCAAGCUUGCGGCACCGAUUAUCAAGCAUGGAACGUGCUCGUCGGUGACGUGCCUCUGGCGCUUGCUCACGGCCACACCUGGUGCCAGGCCUGCUUCCUGGUCAGUGCUACCCGCGUCCGUCCCCGUUACCCCGUUUCGCGCGCCCUUUUCAAGCCCUCCUCUCAUGAAGCCGUGCACGUGCAGCGCGAGGCUGGCCUGGUCGAGGGCACGGACAACGAGCUCCUGGAUAACCUUGUUUUUGAAGUGCGCUUUGAAGAAGAUAGCGAGGCCAACCGUUCGAACAAUAGCCAUGACCAGCGGCUCGCCCUGGCUCAAAAUAUCAUCUACUCGUCGCGCAUCUGCAUUCAGAUGGAGCUUUGCAAUUCCACCUUGCAGCAUGUCCUGCACGCCAAUAUUGCCUUGCCAGAUGAGGUCACCUGGUGCUACCUCCGCCAGACCCUAACCGGUUUGGCCUACUGCCAUGGCCGCAACAUUAUCCACCGUGGGUCGCGUGUGCGCGAGCUGCGUGACCUGGCCCACCUCUCCCCCGCUGAGCUCUGCAACCUCCAGAUCAAGAUUGGUGACUUUGGUCUGGCCAAAACGACGGAAGUCAGCGGUGGCCUGCGUUCUCGCAAUUCAUCGCGACUCCACUCUUUGCCGUCCACGUCCUGCACCACCAACAUGUCCAACCUCUCCCUUGCUAGUCUUGAUGAGAGCGAGCUCGAUGAUUCAUGGACCACAGAUAUUGGCACGCUGCUGUACAUGCCCCCUGACGCUUCAGAAGAAUGGUCGGCGGCCUCGGACAUUUUUGCGCUGGGCAUUACGUUCUUCGAGCUGUUGGUCCGCUUCAAUACAGCCAUGGAACGCGUCUCCGUGCUUUCCAACCUUCGCAAGCUGCCCCUCGAGCUUCCGAAGGAAUUUACCAACCAACGCUUUGAGCACGGCGUCGUCCUGCGUCGCAUGCUCAACCAUGUCGCACGCCUUCGCCCUGCUGCCCAGGAGCUGUUGAAUGAGGGAGUGGGCUUGAAGCACGAUAUGGGCAUGCGCCGUGCUGAGAGCAGUCCGCGCUUGAGCAGUCUGGAUGAGACAGUCGUACCAUCGGCCGGACCCCCCAUGAAUUCCCGACUGGCCAAUUCCUGGCCCGCUGCAACAUGGCACCACUCUGGGCCGUCCAUGGGCAUUGCGGCCUUUGACUUGGGCGGAGACGAUGACAGUGAUGAGAGCACGCUCAUGGACGCCACCGCCACGACGCCCAGCAGCACCAACGUCAAUGAGACGCGGUCUGCAAGCUGUCACAGCGAGGACUCGACUCCCCUCAAGUGUCCCGGUCGGCGCCAGACUUGCAACCAAAACGAGUUUGAGGAUCAGGACAGAGAUGUGGACGCCUCGGCUGCCUUCGGUUCGGACUCGGAGUCGGAUAAUCAAACGCUGUGCGACAGCAGUUCACCCCGUCCCAUCGGUCUCAAUGUGGUCCACGGCCUGUCCACCCUCACAUUGCCGACCACUCGCAUGUCCCCAUCCACCGACAGUGCCAUUCAGUCACCCACGCUAGACCUCGAGACGACGGGCGUCAAUCCCUUUCACGUUGGCAAGCUGACAAUGCAACAUUCGGGCCCAGUUUGGGCUGGCGCAGAUCUCCCCAAGGCAUCAACACGCUCUCCGCGCCGCCGUUCAUCGCUGUGCGAUGCCUGUGAGCCACCCACCAGUAGCAGCAAGGACGGGUGCAAGGAUGGUGUCAAGGAUGGUGUCAAGGAUGGUGUCAAGUUGACGGAAGUCCUUGAGCGCCAGCAACGUACGAUUUUCCACAUGCAGGAGCAGUUUGCUGCGCAACAACGCGAGCUGUUUGCCCUCCGGGCCCUCCUGGGCAGGCGCGGUGGUGCUGGAGGACCCGUCCAAAAAGGCAUGCGUGUUGCAUCUGCCAGCUAG
Messenger RNA from Monosiga brevicollis MX1, 2598 nucleotides. RefSeq lists its product as uncharacterized. Gene Ontology annotation, molecular function: ATP binding; eukaryotic translation initiation factor 2alpha kinase activity. Gene Ontology annotation, biological process: protein phosphorylation. Gene Ontology annotation, cellular component: cytosol. Bases 1 to 2598 code for a protein of 865 amino acids. The transcript is spliced from 10 exons. The record is from RefSeq and is a predicted model, not a curated record. NCBI's taxonomy places the organism in Eukaryota, Choanoflagellata, Craspedida, Salpingoecidae.